GGCAGGCAGGCGGCCCUCCCGGCUCCGCGAGCGAUGCGCGCCCGCCUGGGGGCGCCCUCGGGGUGAGGCUGCCCGGCGGGGGAGGCAGGCCGGCCGGCCAUGGGCAGAUGCAGCGGGCGCGGCACGCUGGUGGGAUUCUGCGCCUUGCAGCUGAUCACAGCCCUGGAAAGGCAGAUUUUUGACUUCCUGGGUUAUCAGUGGGUUCCGAUCCUCGCCAAUUUUUUACACAUUAUGGCUGUUAUCCUGGGCAUCUUUGGCACCAUUCAGUACAGAUCCAAACACCUCAUAUUGUAUGCAGUAUGGCUCAUUCUAUGGGUUGGAUGGAAUGCAUUCAUCAUCUGCUUUUACCUGGAAGUGGGACACCUUUCACAGGACCAAGACUUCCUCAUGACUUUUAACACUUCACUGCAUCGUUCGUGGUGGAUGGAGAAUGGUCCUGGUUGCCUGGUGACCCCAGUGAUCAAUUCCAAGCUGGCCUUUGAGGAUCAUCACGUCAUCACUGUCAGUGGAUGUUUGCUUGAUUAUCAAUACAUAGAGGUGGUGAGCAGUGCCAUGCAGAUAUUCCUUGCGCUCUUCGGAUUUGUUUGUGCCUGCUACGUCAGCAAGGUGUUCAUGGAAGAAGAAGACAGCUUUGAUUUCAUUGGAGGAUUUGAUUCCUAUGGUUACCAGGCACCUCAAAAGAUGUCUCACCUGCAGCUCCAGCCUUUAUAUACCUCUGGAUAACUGUUUCCUUACCUACAGUGAACUGUCUCUUGGGUAAAUUUGCAAAACGGCGAGCCAGCGCAGGACACCACAUGUAAUAAACCAUGAAAAAUAAAAAAAGCCAGGGAAGAUAUUUGCAGCGGCCGACAGAAAACAGACAGCUCCUUGCCUUCUCCUGCUUUUUUUAACUUUUGCAUUUGGAGAGACAUAAGAGUUUUCACACAGAGCAGAGAUUAAAUUAUUGCUAUUCCAAGACCAAUGAACCAAAUGAAGGUAAACACUCCACCUGCUGGUCAGUGUUUGUAGUGCUGCUGGUAUAAGCCCUCAUCAUGAACCUCGAACUAGGGCAAAUAAUACUGUUUCAGAGAGAUAAGGAGAAGCUCUUUCCGAAGAAGACCCGGAUCAUCUAUUUUCUUCCCUGCUUGUUCCAGAUCAGUGCCUGCAGUCUUAUGUGUUUCUGAGCAAAUGGCAUUGCAACACAAUAAUACAUUGCAAUCCCCCUACAACAACAAAAUCAAGGAAAUACUUGGUUGGGCGACAUAUUCAUAUCUUUAUGGCUUGCUGAUCAGAGAAAAGGAGAGGGUAUCACAAUCACAGAAAGAGCAAAGAUAUAUCAACCCUACUAACUCAUGGGUAAGGUUCUGUCAACAUGCAGACCCCAGCAGCAAAAAAGUACCAUGACCUUAUCUUAAAUCUCAGUUGAAAAUGAAUAAGACGAGUAUCGGGAAGCAAUGUGUGUCUUAAACAUGAAGAAUGGAUUUAACAAGUAUGUAUUUGGAAAAGUAUGUGGAUUUCACUGCAUUUUUUUUUCAUCUCAAAAAGAUCCUCGGCGCAGGCUGAUAAUAUGUUAUGAUGCUUCCCAUAACAUGCUGGAAACUAUUUUGUUGACUGUGAUAAAUUCCUCGUCCAAGGGGUUUGUGUAUUUAUUUGCUAACGGCUGCUUUGUCUUUGGAUUUCCUUUUGAAAAUGGGUAUCCCCUUCCCCUUGCUUCAAAAUGUCACCCUUUCCAACAUCCCAUUGCAGACUGGUGCAGAGUGAAUUGGGCUGGAGCAUUUCCGCUUUUGGGAUGCACCACUUCUACAAAUUCUCAAUUGCUUACCAAGAAAUAGUUGUUGAAACCCAUUCUGUCCCUUUCAAUGCUGUUUUGAUUUUUUCUGGAAGGUGUAAGAGAAAGGCCCUAAAUUGAUAGCCAGGAUUUAUACUCUGUUUUUCAAGAAGUUCUGACUUAAAUUGUUUGUUUACUGAGAUGCAGUUGGGUAGUCUAGUCACGUUAGCAGGAACCAUAAUCAAGUCACCACCUUUUUGCCUCAUUUGACUAAUGUCCAUGAAAGGCAUCAAGGACUAUCAUGGUAGGUGGGCUAAGAAGACAUCCAGGAUGUUGCUCCCACACAACACUUAGUCUUCCAUAAACCCUUUGUCAUCCAGCCAUUUUUCAGUACUUGCACAAUGACCUCUUUGGGGAAAGUCUCAUUCUUGGGCACGCUUUCCUGUUUAAACUCAAAUACAGUGGCAACUUCCGACCAUCAGCGGUGAUAACAUAGCAUCACAGUGAUGCGCUGCUUUUUGUAGCCAGUGGUUAUGAUGUUGAUCUUUUUAGCACCUUUUGCAUUGACAGCGUAAUUGUGAAAUGCAGCCUGAUCUUAGACACUAGAAUCUCCCUAAUUAGUGCCUGCCACAUGGACUGGACUAUAGUUCCCAUAAUCCCCAGCCAGAAUGGCCAUAGCAAUGAGAAUGGUUAUUGGGAGUUGCAGUCCAGUACAUCUACAGGACACUAGAUUGGGAGAGGCCACUCCAAAUGUUUGCUUGUCCCAGUAAUUUCAAUGGGAUAUACAUUCCAGAUCAGCAGGUGCCAAAAUGCAGCCUGACCCAUUUGUUUGGAACUUUAGCUAUUUUUAAGAUUUAAAAGCAGAUUGAAAAAUGAAUGAAAAUUGUAUUGAAAUAAGUUAUGAUGUGCUCCAUCUCCUUUAUUUAAACAUGUAUAAAGUGUGUGUCUACUGAAGGAUGGCCUCUGAAUUGCCACUAUUACCGGUUCGAUAGAAGCAUUCAUUUUCCUCUUGCACUCUGACCUCUUUCCUUGUCUUUGAAAAUGUCACAAAUUCAGGCACUGGUGCUUGGAAAUGUCUUUUUUUAAAACUUGGGUUGGUUUAAAAUAAAAUUGCAUUUGUAAUGUCAAUUUUCCCCUCUUUGUAUAACUCUAAAAGAUCUGUUUAAUAAUAGCUGUUUUAAAUUUGUGACUUUUUCUGAUUUUGUGCACUGAAAAUUAUUAAAAUGAAUGGUGUUUUUGUACUUCC
Anolis sagrei ordinatus is the source of this 2993-nucleotide messenger RNA. It is a transcript of the gene NKAIN1, whose product is annotated as sodium/potassium transporting ATPase interacting 1. The record is from RefSeq and is a predicted model, not a curated record. Lineage: Eukaryota; Metazoa; Chordata; Lepidosauria; Squamata; Anolidae. Gene Ontology annotation, biological process: regulation of sodium ion transport.